Messenger RNA from Cryptomeria japonica (Japanese cedar), 4014 nucleotides. RefSeq names its product leucine-rich repeat receptor-like serine/threonine-protein kinase SKM1. Gene Ontology annotation, molecular function: protein binding; ATP binding; protein kinase activity. The transcript has 2 exons. Lineage: Eukaryota; Viridiplantae; Streptophyta; Pinopsida; Cupressales; Cupressaceae. Gene Ontology annotation, biological process: hormone-mediated signaling pathway; protein phosphorylation. Gene Ontology annotation, cellular component: plasma membrane. The record is from RefSeq and is a predicted model, not a curated record. The coding region runs from base 976 to 3900 and encodes 974 amino acids.
CAUGUGAGAAAAGGAAAAAGGAGAACUUAUCCUUGCCCAAGAAUCCGGUCAAACCAGUCAUUUUGAUGGAGCAGGCCAAUGGUUUUGAGAAUGGAUUUGUAGGAGAUUAGAGAGGAUAAAUGUUGAAUCUUGUUUUGUUGGUUGUGAAAGAAGAUAAUGGUGGGCUUGGAGGAUUGGAUUCACAUGUUACUCGUUAAGAAGUUGAUUAGGGAGGAAAUGAAAGUGUGGAGGGGCAUGAUAGCAGUGACAGUGGCAGUGGCAGUGGCAGUGGGAGUGGGAGUGGGUCAGGGUGUGCACGGCCUUCAUGUUCCACAACAUUACAGACCCCACAGACCGCACGAGCAGUAACGUUAUUAAACAAAUGCGUGGAUUCAUUCAUUUUGUUGCAUGAUAAAAGCAAAAGGAAGCUUUUGUAAGCAUAAAUGUAGAAAGAUGGAAUCAAGGUGACGGAUCCCAUGAUGUCUCCCUAAUCCUAGGCUUUGAGGGUUGAAAGCAAUUGGCACCGUUGAAGAAAGAUAGAUGAAAUCAUUCCAUAUGUGAGGAGGGCUUGUGGGGAUGAUGGGUUUUAAUAAUAGGGAUUGAGACAUGAAUGGCCGGGGGGCCUGUCUGCAGCACGCGUGCACAGAGAUUGAAAAAAGGAGCUAGUUUUAUCUAGUUUAUCAGAGGAGGAAGAAGAAGAACAGCUAGUUUUAUGUCAAGCUCGGCCUGUUUACAUUUGAUUGAGGCUUCAAGAUUGAAUCUUGGAAUAAAUUGAUGGAUGGGUUUUGAUUAGCGAGAUUGAUGGUCUGAUGGGGCCACCCAAAUCCCCCCGUUGCCUGCCUUGCCUUUUCUUGUGCUACUCUGGCUCCUCUGCCCUUAAAUCCUCUGCCUCUUUGACUUGCUCCCUUAUACCCUGUUAAUGCAUGGCAUUAUAAAACAGGUGGGUGGUCUGGGUUUAGGAUCUACAAGGGAAGCCAAGUUAUAAGAGGGGCUGAAAUGGCGGCCACCCUGUUGAGACUUAGUGUGUGUGUGUUUUGCAUGGUUGUAGUUGCAUGUAGUGGUAGUGGUGAAGUUGGUGCACUGAUAAAGGUGAAGAGCAUGAUGAGUGAUCCCCUGAAUGUUUUGUCUCAGUGGAAGGAGAAGGGCAGUGGGGGUGGGCAUCCAUGCAGUUGGAGGGGUGUGAACUGCAGCUCACCCCAGGGCUCAGUGACUGCCAUCAACUUAUCAGGCAAGAAUCUGACUGGCAUCUUGUCCCCUGCCAUUGCUGAGCUGAGGUCACUGGAAGUUCUCGACUUGUCCAACAAUAACCUGUCAGGUUCCAUUCCUGCCCAGUUGCUAAAUUGCUCGAAUCUCAGAGAGCUCAUCCUGAGGGGCAACAACUUUUCUGGCAUUAUCCCAGUUGGUCUCUCUGGGCUGCGGUGGCUCAGAGUUCUGGAUCUGUUUGAUAAUUCUCUAUCUGGGUCCAUUCCUGCUGAUAUUGGGCUCUAUCCAAGCCUUACUACUCUGGAUUUUGGGGGCAAUUGUCUGGAAGGGGGCAUAAAUCCUGCCAUUUCUAAUCUGACCGGCUUGACAUCCUUGACACUUGCAGGAAACGAGCUGACAGGCAAAAUCCCCCCUGGUCUGAGUAGACUCCGGAGGCUGGAAUGGAUUUACUUGGGUUAUAAUCAUCUGGUGGGUGAAAUUCCUGUCGAGAUGGGUCAAAUGACUAAUCUUACCCAUCUCGACCUUGUCUAUAACAAUCUCACAGGAACAAUCCCUGAGUCUUUCGGCAAUCUCACCAAGUUGGAAUACCUGUUCCUGUUUCAGAAUAAGCUCUCUGGUUCGAUUCCUAGGUCCCUGUACAAUCUCACCAGAAUGAUCUCCCUGGACCUCAGUGACAACUCUCUUACAGGCCAGGUGGAGGAAAGAAUUGGAAAUCUCAAGCAGCUCCAGAUACUGAAUCUGUUCUCCAAUAAUCUCACUGGCCGUAUUCCCUCCUCCAUCUCUCUGUUGCCCCACCUGGAGGUCCUUGCUCUGUGGGCCAACAGGUUUCAUGGAACCAUUCCUGCAGGGCUGGGGCAGAGGAACAAUCUCUCGGCCCUUGACCUUUCAGGAAACCUUCUCCGUGGCCGAAUUCCUGCUUUUCUCUGUAGCUCUCAGCGCCUUUAUAAACUAAUCCUGUUUUCAAAUUUUCUCACUGGGCCCAUCCCAGAAAGUGUGGCAAAGUGUCGCAGUUUGCAGCGAGUGCGCCUGGAGAAGAACUAUCUGUCGGGUGAUUUUCCUGUAGCCUUGACUCAGCUGCCUCUUGUUUACUACCUCGACCUAUCCUUCAAUAACUUGACAGGCCCGAUCGAUGGAAAAAUCCCCUGGAGCAUGCCUUCCUUGCAAAUGCUCAGGCUCCAGUCGAAUCAGCUCACUGGCAGACUGCCAUCCUCUUUUGGGAAAUUGCCCAAGCUUGAAACUUUGGAUCUGUCAAGCAAUAAGCUCAGUGAAGAGAUUCCUAAGGAAAUCGGAUUGCUUGGGGAGCUGAGUCAGUUGAUACUGACUGGAAAUAAGUUGCAGGGCAGAAUUCCUAAAGAAGUCGGCAACUGCACUAAAUUGGUCACCAUGGAUCUCAGCAACAACUUGCUGAGCGGAGAAAUUCCAGAGGCAAUAGCCAGCAUGCCUGUGUUGGGAAUUCUAGAUGUUUCUAUGAACCAGCUCACUGGAACAAUUCCAUCUGAGCUUGGGGUCGUAGAAUCUCUGGUUUUUGUCAAUGUUUCCCACAAUCGCCUGCAUGGGCCUCUGCCUCUCACUGGAGCAUUCGUGGAGAUCAAUUCUACUGCUGUAGCUGGUAAUGAUGGAUUGUGUGGGUCAAGCUUGAACCCAGUUUUGAGACACUGUAAGUCAUCAAAGAAUCCCAGAUGGAGGCUUGGAUUGGCUGCAUCCAUUGGUGUUUCUGUGCUGAUUAGCUGUGUUCUUGGUCUUGCAUUGUAUUGGGCUUUUCGUUUUCUGAGAAACAGAUCUCUGCAUCUGAAAAAGGUUGAAUCUGCAGAAGUCUCGCUGCCUGAGUGGGAUGAUACCCAUGCAAGGGAUCUUGUCCUGUUCCACAAAGUUCAUCUCUCAGUGGACGACGUUUUCAAUGCCAUGAAAGAGGAGAAUGUCAUAGCCAAGGGAAGCAAUGGGAAGAUGUACAGAGGAUCGACUAAAAAGGGCAAGCCUUUGGCUGUAAAAGAGUCAUCUUUCGAUUCAGAGCUUGACAUCAAGUCGUUGGAAAAAUUGCAGCAUCCAAACAUUGUGAAGCUCCUUGGCUUCUGCAAAAAUGGCAGCACUGUACUGCUUGUGUAUGAGUAUUUGGAAAAUGGAAGCUUGAAUAACCUUCUUCAUGGAGGUGUUCAAUCUCAUGGUCUAGACUGGCGUAGGAGGCUGAAGAUCGCUUCCGGAACUGCGAAAGCCCUGGCGUAUUUGCACCACGAAUGCGGCCCAAGGAUCUUGCAUGGGAACGUCACGUCGAGGAAAGUUAUGUUGGAUGCAGAUUACGGCGCUCACUUAACUCUCAGUAUCAACAUGUCCAAGGACUCCAAGGGAUUCCUCUGCUCAGGCUAUGCUGCUCCAGAGUUCAUAGAGACAAAGGAACUGACUGAGAAAACCGACGUAUAUAGCUAUGGCGUUCUGCUGGUGGAGUUGAUAACAGGAAGGCGGCCCGUGGAGCCUGAAUUUGCAAAGCAUGCAAACAUUGUAGAGUGGGUUCAUGCCCAAUAUGGGCAGUGGGACUGUAAGCACAUAAUCGACCCAGCUCUUUCACAGACCAUCACGCAAACCCAGCAAGCUGAAAUGAUGCGUCUGAUGAACUUGGCCAUUCGAUCUACUUCACUCUCCCCUGCACUGCGACCCACCAUGCAUGAAAUUGUUCGCAUUCUAAAAACGGUUCGCAAGCCCGGGAUUGGGCUUCGCCUCUCUUAGCUAUGGAAUAUAGUCUUAAUGUAUAUUACAAUUAUGAUAUUAAGUGUAAUCAGAUAAUUCCUUCUGCACUUUCAGUUACGUUCCGUAAUAUAAAAUGACCCAUGUUAAGAAGUU